Messenger RNA from Strigops habroptila (Kakapo), 3703 nucleotides. RefSeq names its product platelet activating factor receptor (gene PTAFR). Gene Ontology annotation, cellular component: membrane. Gene Ontology annotation, biological process: G protein-coupled receptor signaling pathway; chemotaxis. The transcript has 3 exons. The record is from RefSeq and is a predicted model, not a curated record. Lineage: Eukaryota; Metazoa; Chordata; Aves; Psittaciformes; Psittacidae. Gene Ontology annotation, molecular function: G protein-coupled purinergic nucleotide receptor activity; platelet activating factor receptor activity. The coding region runs from base 576 to 1637 and encodes 353 amino acids.
UCAGGGGAGGAUGACUAUUCUCACCCUUUCCCUAUUGCCAUGGCUCUGGAAAUGCAGAAUCUGGGCCCUCUUCAUCUCUCCAUGUUUUAAAUGCAACAGCUGAAAAUGGAGAUGAAGACGAAGGGAACUCCCUAAGCAGUAAGAGGUGGACAAGUGCAAAGUGUGGCAAGAGGCUGGUCUACACAACCCAGGGGCUGUUCUCGGCGUUUCUGUCAAUCUCAGUAGCUUGAGGCCUCACUGAGCAUUUGAGGCAAAGCUGGAAAAUGAGUAAAUUUGGGGAGCAGUGAGGAGGCACUGGGGAGCAUGGACAUGGUCCCAGUUAGAGUGACUCUGCAGUCAUGCUGCAGUUGCUCCCAUUCCAGUGUCCUGUUCUUGAGAGCUGCCUGCGUGGAGACCUUCCAGCCCCAGGUCAGAGAAAAUAAUGCUUGGAAGAAGACUGCGCAUCCUCAGUAAAACACCCAUCACUGCUCUCCUGAAGCUGAAGAUGGAGAUAUUGUGCUGAAUCCUUUCGACUCUGGUUAGAAGAAAAGCUACCGCAGGAAAUUUUACUUCAAACGUGCCCACUCAGCACCACGAUGUCUGGAAAGGAUAAAGGCAGUGCUGAAGGUAGUGCUGAUUCCUACAUUUCCUGUCACAUCGACUCAGAGUUUCGCUACAACCUCUUCACUGUUUUCUACAGCAUCGUUUUCAUUCUGGGCUUUGCUGCCAACUGCUAUGUGCUCUGGAUUUUCAGCCGGAUUUACCCCACCAAGAAACUCAAUGAGAUCAAGAUCUUCAUGGUGAACCUGACAGUAGCUGACCUGCUCUUCUUGGUUACGAUGCCAAUGUGGAUUGUUUACUAUCACCACCACGGAGACUGGAUCAUGCCCGAGUUCCUGUGUAACGUGGCUGGCACUUUAUUUUUUGUGAACACCUACUCUUCUGUUGCCUUCCUGAUGGUCAUCACAUACAACCGUUACCAAGCUGUGACUAAUCCCAUUAAAGCUGCUCAGUUUACCACCCAGAGAAGGGGGAUCUACUUAGCAGCAGCCAUCUGGAUUAUAAUCGUGGGCAGCUCCUUGUAUUACCUUUUUGACAAUAAUACUAACCAGGAGGAGAUCAAUUCUAGGAAUUUCACGCGGUGCUUUGAGCGCUAUGACUCUUCUGGCAGCGUUUCAGCUGUUCUCGCCAUCCAUGUCAUCAUCUGCAUCCUCUUCUAUAUCAUUUUCAUCUUUAUACUAGGCUGGAACAUCAUCAUUAUCAGGACUCUGUUCUCCAAACCAACGCAGCCACGGAAGAGUGCUCAUGUCAAGCAAAGGGCACUCUGGAUGGUUUGCACAGUGCUGGCUGUGUUCAUCAUAAGCUUUGUACCUCAUCACCUGGUGCAUCUGCCCUGGACCCUGACUGUGCUGGAGCAGUGGAAGAGGGAAAACUGCCAGUUGCGCCAACAACUCAAUGAUGCUCACCAGGUGACUUUGUGCCUCUUGAGUACAAACUGUGUGUUGGACCCUAUCAUCUACUGCUUCCUCACCAAGAAGUUCCAAAAGCAUCUUUCAGAAAACCUGAAAAGCAUGAAAGGGAGUCGCAAGUGCUCCAGGCAAACCACAGACACAGUGAUUGAGGGCACCAUUCACCAGGAGGAUGCCAUUAGGAUCUAGUUCAGCCCUGUUCCGAUUGCAGAUUGAGGUGUGUCCAUCUUUUCUCAAGGAGAGGCACUGAGGGACACAGCAGAGGACCAGGAUAUUACACUUUCCUUUUCCCAUUAGACAGAAGAAUGGACGCUCAUUUCUUCUAUCACAUGCAACUGGCAGAACUGGAGCCUGUAGCAGUCUGGCAGAAAAGCACCUUCUGUCUGGGCUGAUGUUCUCAUGGGCACCGAGAACAGUUCAGAGGAUCUGCUUUUACGUGAAAGAAAUGUGCCACCAGGUCUGUGCACUGUGCAGCUAGCAGCUGAGUGCACCGAAAUUCCCCACUGUGUCAGCCCCCACAGCACUGCCUGUUGUCUGCCCUGGCUUCUUGUAUAACAGUGGAACUGGCAAACCAGUGGCCUCUUGCACUCAGCUUAGUAACUUUGGGCUGACUGCAUGUGCCUGUGGAAAUCCAGUCUCGCUUUGGAGGCUCCAGAUAACAGAGGAUUAUUGUCAGCAUGGGCAUUAUGAUAAGAAGAAGAACAGCUUAAAAUGCUUCAGUAUCUUUGUUCUUGUUUAUUUCGAUUAGGGCUGUAGCAAGCAACUGUGCGUUAUUCCUUGCCCCAGUCUUUCUAUUUCUGCUAUGACGAAAUGAAGCUGAGUAGUUCUUAAUGUGCUACUACAAGUGAAGUACCAGGUCAGGUCAUGGCUACUUUCUGAGUAAAUCAGAGCAGUGCAAUGAUACAGCACACUUGACACACACAUAACUCACGCACUCUGACAAGACUGGAGACCCCUCGCCCAGGGCUGGCUGCAGUCAGUUGGGGCAAAGUGGUUUUCUGAGGGUGCUGAGUUCAGUCACCAAUCAUGAGACACUUCAGGUUCCUUAUCUGACCCAAAUUGCUCAACCCAGCACAGGAAAUUGGGCAAGGAGGGGAACUUACUUGUUUUCACAACAGUUUUUGGUUCCCUAAACUACAGCAAAGAGUUUAUUUGAUGACAGGAAAAGUGUAUCUAUCUGACCUGCAAUACUGAUUAAUCAUGUGCAAGGUGAGCAGCCUUCCCACACACACCAGAGAAUGUGAGAUAAGCGCCGGUCUUUCCAAAGAUAGGACUAACAUUUGUAUCAGACCUUGCUUACAUUCAGUGGAGAUGUGAGUCCUUCAGAUGCAUCUCCUGAAGAUCCUCAGGCAGCUUAUGCUUACCUGUGCAAACAGACAAAAGAACUGAGAUGUUUCUUUCUCUAAUGCCAUCUGCCAGGGCCAGCCAGGCACUCCAGACCCAGUGCCAGGCUGAGAAAAGUAUCCAACCACAUUGAGAACACAUUUCCCUCCUGGCCCUGGACUCUGCUCCAGUAAAGGCCACCCAUAAAGAUCCCCCGCUGGCACCUCUUAGCAGAGAGAGAAUUGCCUGACCAUGUCCCUGAGCCAUGUGCAAAGCUUUGCUCUGCAUCUGCAGUCAUCCGAGCCACAGCACACAGCAAGGGGAAUGACUCCUGUAAUUCAAAAGCCUAAUUCCUGCUUGCUGGGGGAAUCUGCCUCCGUGUUUCUGCCCUCCCCGGAUAGCACGUUCUGGCUGGGGAGGGGAGCUCCUGUAGUGGCAGAGGUGGAGCUUUGGAGCGUUCCUCUCCUCCCCUUGCCACCCGGUGAGGCAGCCGAGCGUGCCUGCUUCACAGCCCCCAAAGCACUGAACAGAUGGAGUCUGGCAGCUCUUAGAGGAAAUAGAAAGGGAUUUUACGUGGAGAUCUGGUAAAUACGUGAUCUUCUAUUGAUUCCUGGAAAGCUUGCAACAGAGCUUACCGUUUAGGCUACUUAUUGUGGGUAAAUAACAUGCUUCCCUCCCCAGAAAACACCUGUGAGGCCAGCGUGAGCUCAGAGAACAAAUAUAAACUUGUAUCUGAGGAAAAGAGUAAGUGGAGGAAAAAGCCCUGAGGCCACUUCAGGAGAUGUGCAGUAAUGCGUUUCUAAAAACCAGUCUCAGCUUCUGCUUCUGUUCCUGGAAUUCCUUUCGGUUUUACCGCAGUGUUGCAUUACUCUGCUUUACUUCGCAAUAAAAUGGAUCCUCAGAAGUUCUUUUAAAUAAAGUGUGUUCCUCAA